This is a messenger RNA of Alnus glutinosa, 3902 nucleotides long. RefSeq names its product disease resistance protein RPV1-like. Lineage: Eukaryota; Viridiplantae; Streptophyta; Magnoliopsida; Fagales; Betulaceae. Gene Ontology annotation, biological process: signal transduction; defense response. The record is from RefSeq and is a predicted model, not a curated record. Gene Ontology annotation, molecular function: ATP hydrolysis activity; ADP binding. Bases 284 to 3583 code for a protein of 1099 amino acids. The transcript has 7 exons.
UGGCCCACUUCAAGAAAGAUGGUAGGAAAGUGCAUGUACCGAGUUUCGCGGAGCUUUCUUCAUCUUCAUCUUCUUCUUCUUAUGGUCCCUUCUCUCUCACUUUCCCUCCUCGAUCUGAACCUAAAAUCUCUAUUUCUGGUUACCCAGAAAUCCUAAUCCAAGUUCUCUGCCAUCAUUUUGUUGACAUCCCCACAUUUCUCACUUCUCUCCAAAUAUUACCCCACAAACCACGAUUUCUUUCCCAAAUUAAACUUCACCCACCAUCCCUCUCUAUCUACCACCCAUGGGCCAAAGCUUCAGUACCGUGAUACCACGAAGCUUGAAGCGGAAGCGGGAGCCUGAUUCUGAGGACCAAAACCAGGCUCGCAAGGUUGUCGUCGUCCAAGUACCAAACAAAGAAGCUUCCUCUUCCUCUUCCUCUUCCUCUUCCUCUUCCUCUUCCUCUUCUCGAUGGGAUGCAUUCUUGGGUUUUAGAGGCGAAGAUACUCCCACAAAUUUUACUGCUCAUCUAUACACAGCUUUGGGUCGAAACGGAAUCAACACCUUCAUGGACGACAAGCUUAGAAGCGGAGACGAAAUUUCACCGGCGCUUCUCAAAGCCAUUGAAGAGUCUGAGAUUUCAAUCAUUGUACUUUCUAAAAACUACGCAUCAUCCCGAUGGUGCUUGGAUGAGCUAAAAAAGAUCCUCGACUGUAGAAAAACAAGGGGCCAACAGGUUUUACCGUUGUUCUACGACGUAACUCCUGCAGAAGUACGUCAUCAAACCAAAACUGUUAAGGAAGCAUUCGCUCAACUUGAAAAACGGUACAAAGAUGAUGAUAAGAAGGUGAAUAUGUGGAAGUCAGCCCUGGCGCAAGUGGCCAAUUUGUCAGGAAUGACUUUGGAGAACAGGAAUGAACCUGAAUUUAUUCACAAAAUCAUUGAAAGGCUGAAUUCUAUAUUAGUGAAAAAGACAAACUUUCAAGUUGCCCAGUAUCAAGUUGGAAUGGAGUCCCGUGUACAAAAAGUGAAGUCGCUUUUAGAUAUAGAGAAGAAUGACACUACACGCAUGGUAGGGAUCUUCGGAACUGGUGGAAUUGGUAAGACAACGAUCGCCAAAGCAAUUUACAACUCGAUGGCUUCUCACUUUGAAGGUAGUUGUUUUCUUAGAGACAUUAGAGAAACUUCCGGCAAAACGAACGGUUUGAUCCAUUUGCAAAAGAAGCUUCUUUCUGAGAUCCUAGGAGAUUCAAGUCUAAUGAUUGACAAUGUUGAUCAAGGAAUUACUUUAAUAGAGAAGAGGCUUCGCCGAAUAAGAGUACUUCUAGUUCUUGAUGAUAUAGAUCAGUUAGACCAAUUACGAAAGUUAGCUGGAAAAACUACUUGGUUUGGCGUAGGAAGUAGAAUCGUCAUAACAACAAGAGAUAAGCAUUUACUUCGUGCACAUGAAGUAGAUUCAAUGUACCCGGUGAAUAAGUUGGAUCACAAUGAAGCUCUUCAGCUUUUUAGUUGGAAUGCCUUCAAUAAAAACAUGCCUGAUGAUGAUUAUGUGAAAAUCACAAAAGAUGCGGUAAGUUAUGCUGGAGGAUUGCCACUAGCUUUAACACUGCUAGGCUCAACUCUAAAAGAUAGAAAAUUACCUUAUUGGGAAAGUAAAUUGGCCAUGUACAAAUUAAUUCCGCUCGAUGAUAUUCAGAAAAAACUUAGAAUAAGUUUUGAUGGGUUGGAUGAAAAUGCCAAGAAUAUUUUCCUUGACAUUGCAUGUUUCUUCAAAUUGGAGAUGCAUGACUUGCUGCAAGAAAUGGGUAGAGAAAUUGUUCGACAAGAAUCACCUGAUGAACCUGGCAAGCGCAGUAGAUUGUGGUUUCAUAAAGAUGUUCGGGACGUCCUAGAAAGAAAUGAGGGAACAAACAAAGUUGAGGGCAUAUUGAUAGAGUUGCCUGAACCAGACCUGAUACACUUAAGUCCCAAAGCCUUCAAGAAGAUGAAAAGGCUCAAAAUAUUUAUUAACCAUAAUGCACGCUUUUCUAAAAAGCUUAAUUGUCUCUCUAAUGAGUUAAGAUUGCUUGAUUGGCCUGAUUAUCCUGGAGAAUCUUUGCCAACCAAAUUUUGUGGAAAGAACCUUGUUGUUUUAAAAAUGCCUCAAAGUCAGCUCAAGACAUUGGAGGGAGUCCAGAAUUUCCAAAACUUGACAAUUAUGAAUUUCGAAUAUUGUGAGUUCCUAAGAAAAAUUCCUGAUGUUUCAAGGAUCCCAAAUUUAGAAGAGUUAGAUCUUAAUGGUUGCAAAAAUUUAGUUGAGGUUCAUCAUUCUAUUGGAUUCCAUGAUAAGCUUGUUAGUUUGGAACUUGAAAGUUGCCAUAAUCUUAGGAGUUUUCUGAGAAGCCUCAAGAUGAGAUCUCUAAAAUUUCUUAGCCUUGAGUAUUGCUCGAGUCUUAAGAACUUUCCUGAAAUUGAGUGUCAGAUGGAAUGUUUAGAGUAUAUAAACUUUGGAGGAACUGGUAUAGAGGAACUACCUUCAUCUAUUGGGUACCUCGUUGGGGUUAAAACUUUAAUUCUAUCAGAGAGUGAUAUUGUUACCAUUCCUCCAUACAUCAGACGAUUGGUUAGACUGGAGAUCCUUGAUUUGCAGGAAUGCUGGCAACUUCAAGAAAUUCUAGGAAUUCCACCAAAUUUAAUUGAAAUGAAUGCGAGGGAUUGUGUGUCAUUGAAAAUAUUUUUAGAAGAAGCUAGAAGAUCUCCAGAGGCCCUAUUCCAGGUUGGAAACCAUGUUCUAACAGAAUCGAAGUUCUUGAUUCAACGCGAUUGUCCUUCUAGUUUGACAAGUCUUAAUCUAACAGAAAGCGCUGUUGUUAACCUUCCUACAUGGCUCAACACAUUUGUUGGAUUGGAGGAUCUUUACCUGGACCGUUGCUAUCAACUUAAAGAAAUUCCAGAACUUCCACCAAAUAUAAAAAAGGUAUAUGCGGAAGGAUGCACGUCAUUGGAAAGAUUUCAAUUUCAUAAUAUAAACCAUUUACCAAAGCUUGAACGGAUUGACUUGAUCAACAAUUGCUAUAAACUGCGUGAAAAUAUGGGGGAUGAUCUGCAAAUUGGUUUAUUGAGUGAGAGACAUCUUAAAGACCGUCGAAUAUUUGAAGGUAUUUUUCCAGGAAAUAAGAUUCCAGAUUACUUCAGUCAUCGUAAAGAGCUUUCAAAUACCGAUUCGUGUGAAAUAGAUAUCCAUGGGCCUCUACAUUUGGAUUCGAAGAAUACAAGAUUUGCUUUCUCUGCUGUUAUUAGAUCAGAGAAUAUAAUAGAUGGUAUUUUUUAUUUUACUAUGUGCAUUGAAGUCAUCAAUCAUAUUGGUCAACGCAUCUAUUAUGAACAGCGGGAUAUGCCAGCAUUUGUAUUUGGCUCAGAUCAUGUAUGGUUGAAAGUCAAUGUGCCACACCAUUCUCAACUAGAGACAAAGACGGAUAAUCUUCGAGUUAUAUUUAAAUUUGAAAAUGACUAUUCUUCACAGCCAGUGUUCUUUUUUAGAAGUUGCGGAUUCCAUCUACAGCAUAUACAUAUAGAUGAAGAGGAAGCGAUAAAUGAUGAUAUUCAAAUUGUUGAGACGCCAUGAUAAAGAUGUUGAUGAUGAUGAUGGCAACUUGGAAUCCAAUUGGUACCCAUAACAAAAGAGGCAUUCUUCUUCCUUUCAAGCUAUACCAUAUUUGUUGCAGAUCUCUUCACCUAUGAGUUCGAUCAGGUUGGUCUGUACUAUGUUCAUUCUUCUUCUUGUUCGUGACAAGGUCCCUAGCCAGCUUGGGUUAUAAUCAUGUAAGUGUUUCUCCUAUUUAGACUCCUGUUUUGUAAUUAAUUUAUCUGUUUUUUCAAACGGGACAUAUAUAAUAUAAUAUAAUAUAUGAAAUGAUGAUGAAAUAGUAAUAUAGUAAUUUUAA